Molecule: messenger RNA, 3042 nt
Organism: Onychomys torridus (southern grasshopper mouse)
Lineage: Eukaryota; Metazoa; Chordata; Mammalia; Rodentia; Cricetidae
Product: AP-1 complex subunit beta-1-like
Exons: 16
Coding region: 238-2085 (615 amino acids)
Biological process (GO): intracellular protein transport; vesicle-mediated transport
Cellular component (GO): membrane coat; clathrin adaptor complex
Source: RefSeq, a predicted model, not a curated record
GUUCCGCGCACGGGCAGCUCACUUCCGCUCGGCAGGUGACAGCCGCGGGGCUCGGAGCGGCCGGCUGCAGCGACGCACCGGCGGAGAGGGAGGCGGAGGCUGCGGACAUUUUGCUGCUGAAGCGAGCCGAGCCGUGGUGCCGGGAGCCGUUUGGACUUGCGGGUGAGGAAAGAGGCAGCCCGGCGAGAUAGAAGAACUGCGGGGGUCCGAGAGUCUGGCCACAGAUAAAGGACCAAAAUGACUGAUUCAAAAUACUUCACAACCACCAAGAAAGGGGAGAUCUUCGAGCUGAAAGCAGAGCUUAACAGUGACAAGAAGGAGAAGAAGAAGGAGGCAGUAAAGAAAGUGAUUGCAUCAAUGACUGUGGGCAAAGAUGUCAGUGCCCUCUUCCCUGAUGUGGUGAACUGCAUGCAGACAGACAACCUGGAGCUAAAGAAGCUGGUGUACCUGUACUUGAUGAACUAUGCCAAGAGUCAGCCUGAUAUGGCCAUCAUGGCUGUCAACACCUUUGUGAAGGACUGUGAGGACCCCAACCCCCUCAUCCGGGCCCUGGCCGUGAGGACCAUGGGUUGCAUCCGAGUUGACAAGAUCACAGAGUACUUGUGUGAACCGCUCCGAAAGUGCCUGAAGGAUGAAGAUCCAUAUGUGCGCAAGACAGCAGCUGUGUGUGUAGCCAAGCUCCAUGAUAUCAACGCCCAGCUGGUAGAAGACCAGGGUUUCCUGGACACACUUAAAGACCUCAUCUCUGACUCUAACCCCAUGGUGGUGGCAAACGCAGUGGCUGCCCUCUCAGAGAUCGCUGAGUCUCAUCCCAGUAGCAACCUGCUUGACUUGAACCCACAGUCCAUCAACAAGCUGCUGACAGCCCUUAAUGAGUGCACUGAGUGGGGCCAGAUCUUCAUUCUGGACUGUCUGGCCAACUACAUGCCCAAGGAUGACCGUGAGGCCCAGAGAGCCAUGCUGUCAGCUGUAUGGUGUCGGGCAGUAAGCUCCCUGCUCGCUGUGAACGAAGAGCUUCACAAUGGCUGUCAGCAGCUGCAGCUGGACCUGCAAGGGACAAGGCAAGGAGGGGGGUGCACAACCAAAGGAGGCCUGGUGGGUCUAAGGACAGCUCUUCCAGUCUUGGGGCUGCUGCUGAGGAACUCGGAUGUGGAGCUGGGCAUGGUACUAUCCGACAGUCCUCGUGGGCCUCUAAUGUCUCUGCCUCUCAUGCAUGUCUCUGAUCUCUGCCAGAUUGGAGACACCAACUUUGGGGCACCUCCAGCAGCAGUGACAGCAGCGACAGGAGCAGCAGCAGCAGCCAGACUUGGAGCGCCCGUCAGCAGUGGCCUAAGUGACCUCUUUGACCUGACCAGUGGCGUGGGCACCCUUUCAGGAUCCUAUGUAGCUCCUAAAGCAGUCUGGCUCCCUGCCAUGAAAGCCAAGGGCCUGGAGAUCUCCGGCACCUUCACCCGCCAGGUUGGCUCCAUCUCCAUGGCCCUGCAGCUGACUAACAAAGCCCUGCAGGUCAUGACAGAUUUUGCCAUCCAGUUCAACCGUAACAGCUUCGGCUUGGCCCCUGCUGCACCACUCCAGGUGCAUGCCCCGCUCAGUCCCAACCAGACUGUGGAGCUCUCCCUGCCUCUCAGCACCGUGGGCUCAGUCAUGAAGAUGGAGCCUCUGAACAAUCUUCAGGUGGCUGUGAAGAACAACAUUGAUGUCUUCUACUUCAGCACCUUGUACCCACUGCAUGUCCUCUUUGUGGAGGAUGGGAAGAUGGACCGGCAGAUGUUCUUGGCCACAUGGAAAGACAUUCCCAACGAGAAUGAAGCCCAGUUCCAGAUCAGAGACUGCCCACUCAACACAGAGGCUGCAAGCAACAAGCUACAAAGCAGUAACAUUUUCACUGUCGCCAAGAGGAACGUGGAGGGCCAGGACAUGCUCUACCAGUCUCUGAAGUUGACCAACGGCAUCUGGGUGCUGGCAGAGCUGCGGAUCCAGCCAGGCAACCCCAGCUUCACGGACUUGGAGCUGUCUCUGAAGUGUCGAGCACCAGAGGUGUCCCAGCAUGUAUACCAGGCCUACGAGACUAUUCUCAAGAACUGAAGUCCCUCCAGCAUCCACCCCAGCCUUCUGCCAGCCCUAUUGUGGAGCCCCUGUGGGUGGCAGUACCUCCUCCUUUCUUUGGGGAAAGGCCGGGUGGGCUCUUGACCAUCCAGGAAGCUCCCUUGAGCCUAAUUGAGGGCCCGGAGCAGGGCCAUGCCCCUCCUGGAGUGGUUAUCUCUGUGUAUCUCCAGUGGCUGUUUUUCCAUUGCUGUUGAUGUGGGAUCAAAGGAAAUGGAGCCAGCAUAGCAGCAGAAGCUGGACCGGAGGCUACAGGGUGCUCUUCCUUCUCCCUUUGCCUGGGGGUGAGCAUGGAACUCCCUUUGGGGUCCCAGCCCAUAAUCCCUGCCCUGUCUCCCCAAUGAGCCUGUCCUGGGUAGAGUCUGGGUGCCAAUAUUACUGCUCUGUCACCGUCUUGGGACUCCAGGGCAGAUACGAGCGCAGAGGAGCAACCUGGGCCAGCACUAUAUACCCCAUAGAUACCAGUUGGUGCUCUGUGACGGCCUGCAUGGUCCAGAGCCAUCUGGAAUUCUGUUCCCUCGUGCCCUGGAGGAUGGUCACUGCCUACAAAACAUUCCUUGGUGUCCCCUCUGUGAGUUCAGGGCUCUUAGAACAGAAAGAGUGAAAGGCGGGGCAAGCGGCAGUGGAAAUGCUUCCAGUGUGGGGCUCCUGUGGGUUCUCCAGCAUCCGCUGCCCUCCCCUGGCUCCCAGUCUCAGUGUGUAUAACAGUGAUAGGUUUUCCCGUCACUGCUCUUUGAUAAUAAAGAGAUUCUGCUUUUGGCAGUCAUGCACACUUCUUUCCCUCUACAAAGAAAGACCGGCCUAAGAAACUGCUUCUGGUGGCUGGGGAUAAUGUCUGACCCUACAGUAAUUAUAUCUAAUACGUAUAAAUAGAGAAUAUAUAUUGUAUGUUUACUCUUAUUUUCAAAAAGAGAAAACGAAUAAAAAUGAUGACGUCAA